AAGGGCGCCAUGUUGUCACGGGUUGCAGCGGUUGCAACCAAUGAUUUGUAUAACAUGAAGUGGUUUCUAGUCUGGUUGUUUCUCCCGGUUGCACUCAUUUCGUGUAGGGCGCCUCCCGGUUCGGCCAAAUCCAAUCACUAUCUGUACGUUCGGAAGGAGUUAGCUGCUUGUGAGGAUUUCAACAACUCUGUAGUCGAUAUAGCUCAACUGGUGGUGGAGAAAAGAGGGAAAGAGGAACUAGCUUUUGCCGGGAACAUCACCAUUCAGGAAGAUGUCGAUGACCUCCAAUUUAAACUCGAUGUUUUCGUUGACAAAAACGAAAACUGGGAAUAUCUGGACAGUUUUGAAGACAGCCAUUUGUGUGAACAUUUGAUGGAUAAAGACAAAGUCUGGACUUCAUUUGUCAAGGAAAUGGGACUUACAGGGUGUCCAAUCAAGAAAAACACUUUCGCAUUAAAGGAUUCGAUGAUAGACAUUUCAAAGUUUUCUCUGUCCGCCAAGAACGCUGGGCUCUUCCGUGGGAUUGGUUACCUUUUACAGGAUGGAAAGAAGAUUUCCUGCCAUUUCGCAGAUGUGUCUGUUUCAACGUAGUGUUGUCGUUUUAAUAAAUAAA
This is a messenger RNA of Macrosteles quadrilineatus (aster leafhopper), 613 nucleotides long. RefSeq lists its product as uncharacterized. Bases 10 to 591 code for a protein of 193 amino acids. The transcript has 4 exons. The record is from RefSeq and is a predicted model, not a curated record. Lineage: Eukaryota; Metazoa; Arthropoda; Insecta; Hemiptera; Cicadellidae.